Coregonus clupeaformis (lake whitefish) is the source of this 1793-nucleotide messenger RNA. It is a transcript of the gene hnf4g, whose product is annotated as hepatocyte nuclear factor 4, gamma. The transcript is spliced from 10 exons. Gene Ontology annotation, cellular component: nucleus. Bases 251 to 1627 code for a protein of 458 amino acids. Gene Ontology annotation, molecular function: nuclear receptor activity; RNA polymerase II cis-regulatory region sequence-specific DNA binding; zinc ion binding. The record is from RefSeq and is a predicted model, not a curated record. Gene Ontology annotation, biological process: cell differentiation; anatomical structure development; regulation of transcription by RNA polymerase II. NCBI's taxonomy places the organism in Eukaryota, Metazoa, Chordata, Actinopteri, Salmoniformes, Salmonidae.
AAAUAGCAGGGACCUUAGGUUACUUUCUGCACUCCGAAAGGUUGAAGAACUGAAUGUGACAGAAGAAGAAGAAGAAGAAGAAGAAGAAAUAGACAGAAAGUGAUGCGAAGAACGUGGAACAAAUAAAGAGAGCGACAGAGAGAAAGACAGGCAGAGAAAAAGAGAGGGAGCAGAGCCAGUGAAAGGAUAGAGAGAGAGAGAGAGAGAGAGAGAGAGAGAGAGACAGUGACAAAGGGAAAGAAAGCGAGGGAUGAAGUAUCCGUCUGUGUCAGUGAGUAACUCCCUGUUGGACAUGGAUGUAGCCAACUACAGUGAGGGACUGGACCCAACAUACAGCACCCUGGGCUUCGAUCAUGCUGACGUCCUCUACGGUGGGGGAGACAGUAUGCCAGCGGAGCCGGGCCAGUCCCAGGCAGAUGUUGUGAACUCUAACUGUGCUAUCUGUGGAGACAAGGCUACAGGGAAACACUAUGGAGCCUCCAGCUGUGACGGAUGUAAAGGCUUCUUCAGACGCUCCAUACGCAAGAACCAUGUCUACUCCUGCAGGUUUAACCGUCAGUGUGUGGUGGACAAGGACAAGAGGAACCAGUGUCGGUUUUGCAGACUCCACAAGUGUUUCAGAGCUGGCAUGAAGAAAGAAGCGGUACAGAAUGAGAGAGAUCGUAUCAGCUCCAGAAGAAACAUUCAGGACAAUCAGGAUCUCCCACCUAUCACUCUUCUGGCCCAGGCAGAGUCACUGUCUCAACAGAUCAGUGUGUCCAGUCCCAGUGGUGCAGUAGAUGCAUCGGAACAGAAGUCGGCUGGUGUGGGUGAUGUCUGUGACUCCAUGAGACAACAGCUGUUAGUGCUGGUGGAAUGGGCCAAAUACAUCCCUGCCUUCGGUGAGCUGCCCCUGGACGACCAGGUGAGUCUGCUCAGGGCUCACGCAGGGGAACACCUUCUACUAGGGGUCGCCAAGAGGUCAAUGCCUUAUAAGGACUUCCUGCUUCUUGGUAAUGGGUGUGUGAUCCAUGGUAGCAGUGCAGAGCCGGAGAUCAGUCGUGUAGCUAACCGUGUUCUAGAUGAGCUGGUCCUGCCCUUCCAGGAGAUCCAGAUAGAUGACAAUGAGUAUGCUGCUCUCAAGGCCAUUGUCUUCUUUGACCCUGAUGCCAAGUCUCUGCGUGACCCGUCUAAGAUCAAGGCGAUGCGUCUACAGGUCCAGAUGAGUCUAGAGGACUAUAUUAAUGACCGUCAGUAUGACUCCAGAGGGAGGUUUGGAGAGCUGCUGCUACUGCUGCCUACUCUACAGUCCAUCACCUGGCAGAUGAUAGAACAACUGCAGUUUGUUAAACUCUGUGGUCUGGCCAAGAUAGACAACCUUCUGCACGAGAUGCUGCUGGGAGGUCUGGCGUCAGAGCCCACCCAACUGCACCACCCAGGCCACACCCAGUUAGCCCAGGACCCUCUGACUGGACACACACUGGUCAUCAGCACUAUGCCCGCUACACACACUACUCAGAUAGAGUCUCCAGACACUCCUAUCCCGUCUCCUCCUCAGGUUGCAGAGAUGUACAAGUCCUCUCCUAGCCCCUCCCUCCUCCUGGCUCCACCCCUCCCACACAGACUUACCGCCGAAUCAUCCCUCUGAGUGUACAGCACCCGCCCCCACCACCGAAUAACAAAACAAAUAAAACAUACUGUUUGUCCUCCAUGAAUGCAGCCAAAAGAGCAGAAAGCCUUUUCUAUGGGCCAAAUCCGAAUUUGAGAUCUACAUGUGUAACUUGUAAAUAAAAAAACUUAAGUUUGGACCUCAA